AUGCUUUUAACAAAGGAAAAUGUUGGUGGAAUUGUGCAAAGACGUGUAGCUGUGGUCAAACCUGAACCUCUUUCUCAAUCCCAACCCCCUUCACAGUUUUGGGAAACUUUAAGGACCCAAGAGAAUGAUGAUGAUGAUGGGGUGGGUCCCACUGAGCCUAUUGAUUUUGGGAGAGGGCCAAGAACAUUAAGUUAUGAAGAUUAUUAUUCAGAAAUUAGGAUGAGAUUUGUGGCAUCCACUAAGCUUUUCAGUGAUGAUUGGGCUGAUGAGGUUAUUAAUGAAUCAGAAUCUCAAGUACAAGGGGAAACAGAAGCUGUUGCACCAAAUGCUAAACACAAAUCCGAACCUCAUAACAUACUCGGAAAACGAUCCGUAAUGAUAUGGUAUAGAUCCGUAAGCAAAACAAUACCCUUACCCUAUUCUUUAGCCAUUUCUUUUUUACUCUGCCACCUGGCAAGAGAGCCAAUUUUGUCAACUGAUAUAGCAAAAUGGACACUCGAAGGAAAACUCCCUUAUUUCACAGCCUUUCUUGAAAUAGAAAAACAAAUCGGAUCCCCAACUAAUGCAUGUCCAUUAAGCUCAAGUCGUAUGUUCAGACCAUUACAUUGUAUUUCUAUUCAGAAGCUGGAAUCAUUAGCUGCUUCAAUUGCUCAUUCCAUUGGAUUGGAAUUACCUCCGGUCAACUUCUAUGGAAUUGCUGCCCGGUAUCUCGGGCAGCUGUCUCUUCCAGUUGAGACCAUUCUCCCUCAUGCUUCCCGGAUUUAUGAGUGGUCAAUGCCACCUGAGCUUUGGUUAUCUGGUAAUGAAUUCCGGCUUCCUACACGUGCUUGUGUGUUGUCUAUACUUAUUUUUUCAAUCAGGAUUCUUUAUAAGAUACAUGGUUUUGGGAAGUGGGAAAAGGGUUUGGCGAAGAGAAAAGACGGAAAGGAAUCUAAGAUUUUUGAUAAAACGGCGGAAUCGGAAUGCAAGAUGCCGUCUCUUUCUAAUAAUCUUGUUUUCGAGAGUUAUGAUAAGCGACUACCGAAACAAUCGAACUUGGAUGCUACAGAGAUUUUAGUUUUGCUCGAGUCAAAAUACAGUCAACUCAUUGAUACAAGUGUUGAUGGUAGGGAUCUUGAAACGUAUCUUGAAUAUUGCAAGAAUGUGGUGUUUGCUGGGGUGGAAUUGUCAUUUGAGGAUCAUGAAGAAGAUCAGAUAAUAGAAGAUCUUUGGAAUUAUUAUCAUAAAGAAGAGGAGGAUCACAAGCCAUCAUCUCCAAGCUCUAAUUGUGGUUCCCACAAGAGACCUCUUGAUUUUUCCAAAACCAACACUAACAUGAACAAGGUCAAGAAACCUAAAGAUGACAAUGAUGCACAAAUUAGCAAAGAGACCCAAAAAGAAAAGGCAAUAAGGCGAAUUAUAUCAAAUAUGGAAGAAAAAAGAUUUUGUUAUAUUCCUCCAAGGACUAACAUUAAAAGACCCGAUGAUUAUUUACAUUAUACAAGGAAAAAAGACGAUGGAAACUAUACUUAUGCUUCACAUGCAGAUUAUUAUAUUUUAUUAAGAUCAUGUGCGAGAGUGGGUCGACUCGAUGUUAGGGUUAUGCAUGGUGCAGUGUUGAGUUUUGAGAGGCGAUUGGCGUGGCUUGAGAAGAAUAUUGAUCAAUGCGUGAAAGAAAUGCCUAGUUUUCAAGUGUCUUGUGAGCUUUGUCAACAAGAUGAUAUGAAUGGGUUGGCUUCGUAUUCCCGCAAUAUAUUCGUUCCCGCUCUCAACAGACCCAAACCCCUGACGAUCUCUCUAACUCCUCCGCUCCCCGGAGUCCAAACCCACCUUCCUUUCUUCGCUGGAGAUCUAAGAAACCCUUUGAAUUCGAAAGAAUUGGUUUGUGGUCGCGCGUUCUUCAGUCAUUCCGCUCUCAACAAACCCAAACACCCCCAGACCCAUAGCGAUCUAUGUAACUCCACUGCCGGAGACCUAAACACCCCCAACCUCGCGCAGGAAACUCUGAUUCAUCUCUCUAGUCCAAGAAAUUAUCAAGAUCAUUUAUGUGGUUUUAGGGAAGAUGAAAAUCAAAACCUUUGCAAUUCACGGAUGAGGACUGGAAACAACUGA
Messenger RNA from Lactuca virosa, 2091 nucleotides. Lineage: Eukaryota; Viridiplantae; Streptophyta; Magnoliopsida; Asterales; Asteraceae. The record is from the annotation of a GenBank genome assembly.